Molecule: messenger RNA, 1965 nt
Organism: Cryphonectria parasitica EP155
Lineage: Eukaryota; Fungi; Ascomycota; Sordariomycetes; Diaporthales; Cryphonectriaceae
Exons: 5
Coding region: 1-1965 (654 amino acids)
Biological process (GO): regulation of DNA-templated transcription
Molecular function (GO): zinc ion binding; DNA-binding transcription factor activity, RNA polymerase II-specific
Source: RefSeq, a predicted model, not a curated record
AUGGUCAACACCGGCAAACCAUCCCCAGGCUGCUUUGCUUGCCGGUCACGAAGGAUCAAGUGUGACACGACGAGGCCCGAGUGUAGAAAAUGUCGGAAGAGAGGCUGGAAGUGUCCUGGCUACCGCGACCUCAACGCGCUGAGGAUUGUGGAUGAGACGCAGAAGCAAUUCACGCGCUUUUCUGUCGAUGAGGCUUCAUCUCCAGUCGCUGGCCCGAGUAGGACUACCAUCGUGCGCCAGAGCAAUCCUCCUCCUCCUCCUGGUCCUCCUGGUCCUCCUCCUUCCAGACGAGACACUGCAUUGUCGUCGUCAUCGACGUCGUCGUCAUCUUCAUCAUGGACGAGCCCAACAGGGGCACACGCAUAUCCCUCUCCCGUCUCUGACGCCUCGUCCCCAGACUCUGCACGGGAAUCCAACAGCUACCAGUACACGUACACGGACGAGGUGCCUCGGUGCGUCGGCACGCCCGUAGGCGAGCAGGUCUACACGUAUUUCGUCGCCAACUUUGUGGCUGGGAGCUCACUCCGGCAUCACGGCUACCUUGACUUCCUCUUCCCGCUGCUGGCCAACAUCUCGCAUGACCGGCACGAGCACAACCCCUUACCGAUGGCCUUUACCGCCACCGCCAUGAUCGCCUUUGCCGCUCGGCAAAAGGUGCCAGAGCUGCUUCCCAGGGCCGAGUCGGUGUAUCUGAGGGCGCUGGGGGCGACAUUCGAGGCGAUUGGGGACGCGAAACGGGCACGGGAUAACUCCACUCUUGCCUGCGUGACACUUUUGACCACAUUUGAGCAACUACGACCUUCGAGGCCUUCACAUCAAAAGGCCGAGGCGUUUGGAAGCCAUCUGGACGGAGCAGUAGCCCUACUAAAGAUGCGAGGCAAAGAUCUCUUCCAGACCGUCGUAGGUCGGAAGAUCUUUCAGAUUCUACGAUCACUCCUUGCCUCAAGAAGUUUAUGUUACGGCACGCCUCUAGACCCUGAACUACACACCCUCACCGAAGAAUUCGAGCAACACCCGGACCAACAUCGGUUCGCCGUGCUCUCCCUCCGAGCAGCCGACCUCCGCGUCGCCGCAGAGCGCCUCCUGGGCGGCUGGAGCCCAUCGCACCCAGCCGGAGACCCGCCGACGCGCGAAAAGGUCGAGGCCCUGAAACGAGAUGCCGACGUCCUCGAGGCCGACUACGACGCCCACAUCCGAUCCCUCCCCUUGGCAUGGAAGGCCAUGACCGUGCGCUACCUGACCGCCACGGACCCGACUAUCAUGGGCGGCAUUUCCUACGUUGGCCGCGUCGACGCCUACAUCGACAUGUUCAUCUGCUAUCUGCUCAACUGGUCGCGCGCCGCCCGCCUGUACAUCCGCUACGCCUCGCUCCGGUGCCACGCCUGGCUGCUGGGCCCCCAGCUCGACUACCGCGACACCCCCGAGUACGCCGCCGCCGCCGAGCUCGGUGUCUCCCUCGUGGGCGACAUCGUGGCCAGCGUGCCUUAUGUCUUUGGCGCCGCAACGGUUGACCAGCAGGCGUCUUCUGCUGCGUCGGGCCCAUACCCUCCUCCGAGCCUGGCGGGCGUGUUCUGCAUGUGGCCUGUCUUUGCCGCGGCCACGUCGGACUUCACCACCGAGUCGCAGAGGGUGUUUCUGAAGAGGACAUUGAAGUUCAUCUCGGAGGAGAUGGGCAUCGGACAGGCUUCCAUUUUGGCCAAGUACAACUUGAGAAAUCCCUCGAUGCCCAUCGCCUUCACGCGCAUGAAACAGUUCGAAUCCCAAGGAAAACAGCUACAGGGCGUAGCAUCCGGAGCAGCCGCCGGGUCCGUCAUGACCACCGGCAUCACGUCUCUUCUCAAGACCACCGGCUCUAUCAUGUCGUCGCAGUCCAAAUACCACCCCAAGUCUGUCCCGAUGCAUAUCCUCAAGAGAGAACCCGAGGAGGAUGACGAGAUGUCGACGUUUGACUUUCGGAUGAGAUGA